Molecule: messenger RNA, 1803 nt
Organism: Fusarium venenatum
Lineage: Eukaryota; Fungi; Ascomycota; Sordariomycetes; Hypocreales; Nectriaceae
Product: nucleophile aminohydrolase
Biological process (GO): protein maturation
Cellular component (GO): cytoplasm
Molecular function (GO): asparaginase activity; threonine-type endopeptidase activity; beta-aspartyl-peptidase activity
Source: RefSeq, a predicted model, not a curated record
AUGCCAGACAGCCUCGAUGAUGGAACCCCCUUCAGCGAAGAACCGACACCAUUUGGGACCGACGGUACUUUUGACCGUGUGUUGAGAGCUGGCCAUAAGCCCAAAGCUGUGCCUGCUAUCUUUGUCCAUGCUGGAGCCGGAUUCCAUAGCCACCAGAAUGAGAUCGUUCACCUCCAGGCAUGCGUUGCUGCUGCCGAAAUGGCGAUGAAAUUUCUCAAGGCUGGUGCUCCCGCAACUGAAGCUGUCGAGGCUGCCCUCCGGGUCCUUGAAGAUAAAGAGAUCACCAACGCUGGGUACGGCUCUAACCUUUCCAUCGAUGGCAUCGUCGAAUGCGACGCCACUGUCGUGGACCAUUUUGGCCGCAGCGGCGCCUGUGGUGCUGUUUCAAACAUUCGAAAUCCCAUCUCUCUCGCCAAGCUUAUCCUUGAUAAAAGCAACAAGCCAUUGAGCCUACGACGAGUUCCUCCAAACGUUCUCGUGGGAGAAGGAGCCAAGGCCUUUGCGGAAGAGCACGGUCUGAUGACAUACCCGAAUGAGUACAUGGUUUCGAAAACUGCCAAGGAUCGCUUCAUACGCUGGCAGGAAGAUCUCAAGCGAGCUGAUACCAAGAUGAAAGAGUUCAAAGCAUUACCUGACGUUGUCGACCCAUGUCCUCCAUGCCAGUACGAUACAGUACCAUCGACAGAACCACAGCCAUCUUUGCCCCAAGGUCAGCGAGCUGCCAUUAUGGCCGGCACUUGGAACGAAGGGCAGCCCGAUUCUCCGUUUACUGGCACACCAAGCCAAUCCGCAACGUCAACGCCAUCGCCCAAUCAGCAGACAUCCACCAGCUACUUUCGUCCUGCUGGCCCUUCUGUGACUUCUUCAAAUCGUAACUCAUCAGCCCGUACAGUUCUUGAAAAGCCAACACAGACAUAUGCUGGUGUAGCUGGUGGUGCGUUGGGCUGGUCUUCCCCAUUCCGACCAAGGCUAUCAGAUCGAAAACCCAACCCGUUAGCUGAGGAUUCCAGACCUGCUAUGCCGGAAAAUGUCUGUAUACAUAAAAGGCAUAAUGCAAGUUCCACCAACAAGACUGACCAUGUUCUAUCAGAGGCCCCUCCUGGGAACAGUGGUUAUGGCUCUAAUCAUCAGAGCUCCACAGGUCCUCGCGGGGUUAAGCGACCUUCCAGCCCAGAUGGAAAAGCACAACCUCAUUCACGAGCUAUAAAAGAUCGCUUUCGUAAUGGGCCUGGCUACGAGGACGCUAUCACGGACACUAUUGGUGCCAUUGCAAUUGACGAUCAGGGUAACAUCGCUGCCGGUUCUUCCUCAGGUGGCAUUGGAAUGAAACACCGAGGCCGUCUGGGCCCAGCAGCUCUUGUUGGAGUUGGGACAGCUGUCGUUCCUUGCGACGAAGAAGACGAAGAGCAGGUUGCUGUCGCUGCAGUCACAAGCGGUACGGGAGAGCACAUGGCUACUACUAUGGCCUCCCAACGGUGUGCUGAGCGGAUUUACCAUGGCACAAGACGUGGCCGAGGGGGUAGAAAUGUUCAGGACGACGAUGAAGACGCCAUCAUGGAAUCCUUUAUUGCUGAAGACUUCAUGAAACAUCCAGGUGUCAGGCAAUGCCACUCUCCUGGUGCGAUCGGUGUCAUGGUAGCCAAGAAAACACAAACGGGUUACUACUUUUAUUUUGCCCACAACACAGAUUCGUUUGCUCUCGCCUCAAUGGGGGGCCUGGAGAAACAGCCAAGCUGCACCAUGUCCCGGCUUUCCGAAACUGCCAAUAUUGCAAAGGGCGGGCGCAAGAUCCGUCUUGGUUGA